CGCCGGACGAAUAGCCUAAACUUGAAAAAUCCUCAGCUUUUCAUUUCUACCCUCGAUUUCGUUGAAUUGCCAAGUGACUGAAUAUUUCGUGGUACGUGCUUUUUCGAUGGCAACACUGGACAAACGUUUCCUUCUGUUUUCAGCAUAACUUGUCUACGCGAACCACAUGAACAUUUCACGUUUCUCAUUUCAUCGUGUGUAUUUAAAAAAACCUAAGCUGUUAUCCUUGUUAGUCGGAAAAAAUUAGUGAAAACAUUAGUAUUUUGGUAAUUAAACUUGUGUUUACGUGUAAUCGAUGAAUUAUUUUGAAUUCGGAUUCGGCUGUUUCAUGGAUCGUAAUGUGAUUUGAACGAUUUGAAAAAAGUGCUAGCAAAUGGACUCAUCACCCGGUACAAAACUCCGUUUCUUCAGAGGAAUUACGUACGCAAUUUUAUGGUAUUUUAGUAUUUGGACUGGAUUUUUAUUUGUUUGCUGUCCGCUAUGGAUAUUUAUUCUACUCUUUCCAAAAAAAUUUCUACCCGUUAUGUCGGUGGCAUUCUCAAUUUGGGAAAUGUAUCCAGUAGCGCUGAUGAAUUUGAUAUUCGGUACGAAAAUCCGUAUCACAGGUGACCGUAUAAAUGCGAAAGAAAUUUCAGUCAUCAUCACCAACCAUCGGACCCGAAUAGACUGGAAUUUUAUGUGGGCUGCCAUGUAUUAUGCUUGCCAACCACAAACGCAUCGUUUAAAAAUCGCUUUGAAAGCUCCGCUUCGCCAUAUGCCGAGUUUAGGUUGGGUUAUGCAAGUUGCCAAUUGCAUAUAUUUGCAACGUAAAUGGGAAAAUGACCGGAUUACGAUGAAGAAACAAAUGGAAUUCUUUCAUGAUAUUGGACUAGAAUUUCAAAUUUUAUUAUUCCCUGAAGGAACAGACCUUACCAAAAACAGUUUGGACAAAAGUAACGAAUUCGCUAAAAAAAAUAAUUUGCCACCAUAUACUCAAGUACUCCAUCCUAGAACAACUGGUUUCACAUUUCUAGUUGACACGAUGAGAAGUAAAAAACUGAAUAUAAACGCGAUAUACGACGUAACAUUGGCAUAUUCAGGAUACAUGCCUCAAACUGAAACAGAUGUGAUCCGAGGAAACUUUCCGAAAACCGUCCAUUUUCAUAUAAAUAGAUAUCCUAUUGAGAGUUUGCCAAAAGAUCAAGAUGAUUUGAAGUCUUGGAUUAACGAACGAUGGAAAGAAAAAGAAAACAGACUGAUUGAAUUUCAUAAACACGACUGUUUCCCAUCGACUAGCUAUUACACCAGCGAGAUGGAUAAUUCUUUGUACUUAGCAUUUAUAGUUUGGACAGUCUUGGAGUUUUUAAUGUUUUACUUUUUUAUAACAUCUUCGUUUUUCUUUUGGUGGACUGUGCUUCAUACAGUAUUAUUUGUUGGCAUAUCUUAUGCCACCCUGGGUUUUCAAAAUUUAACUGUUUCGGUGUUCGAAUAUUUUCAUAAUACGAAGAAAUCUCAUUAACGUGCGAACAUUUUCAAUUUUUUUCUAUGAUGUUACCUACCUAAUUUUUUUUGUUUAAUUAUUUUGUUCUUCGCAUUACGCUCUCUCUCUUCUAUCUGUGAUGAUCUUUAUAAGGCUGUUGCAGUGCCUCUGUAGAUAAUACUUUUGGUAGAAAUAUCGAGUACCUAUGCCCUAUUGCUGAUUGUAAAAUUCUCUAACUCAACUAUUCCUACGGUUUUGAGUCAACAAAAAAUUAUUUUAAAAAAAUGUAAUUUAUGUAGGUAAAGGUAUAGUUACGCUUACCUUGAGUACUCGAUACUCGAUAGUUCUGAAAGGAGACUUCUGUACUUACGAAAAUUAUACAGUUGGUAAAGGUAAAGGUAAAGGUAAUCUAUUUGGAAAUGGAUUCAAUUUUUUCAUAAAUUACGUAGGUAGGUACCUACAAAGACAAUCUGAUCUGAGCCAACAUUAUGAACAUUAUUUUUCAUGAUAAUCUAGUCAUUUGUAUAUUAUUUUAUUUAAUAUUUUUGAUCGAUUUUUUCACACUUAUUAUGGACUAUUUCCUUUUUACAAAUACAAAGACAUUCCAAUAGGAAUUUCUUCAUGUUCUUACAUGAGGAUAAUUUUGAUAAUUUUUUCGCGAGAUUAAAGUGUUAAUUGAUUCAGAAACGAAUCAUUUAUUAUUGUAUGCGACAUUCAUUCUCAUUGUAUUAGUUAUACAGAAUGUACGAUAAUUUCUUCUCCUUUAUUGUGUGUUAUUUCAUUUAUUGUAUUGGAAUCAAAAACAUUUUUUCGUGAAUUUUAA
Planococcus citri (citrus mealybug) is the source of this 2282-nucleotide messenger RNA. Its product is annotated as lysocardiolipin acyltransferase 1-like. Gene Ontology annotation, cellular component: endoplasmic reticulum; endomembrane system. Lineage: Eukaryota; Metazoa; Arthropoda; Insecta; Hemiptera; Pseudococcidae. Gene Ontology annotation, molecular function: acyltransferase activity. The record is from RefSeq and is a predicted model, not a curated record. The coding region runs from base 374 to 1498 and encodes 374 amino acids. Gene Ontology annotation, biological process: phosphatidylinositol acyl-chain remodeling. The transcript has 7 exons.